AUGUGUACGAAGAGGAAGAAGAAACAGAAUACCCGUCCACCCACCAUGGAUUAUGGGAUGGAGAGUGAUCGCCCAAGAUUAUAUGGAGCUCCAGUUCUUGAUUUCUCGCCUCUUCCUCGUGACGUUUGGCCAUCUCAUCUUCCAUGGACCGAAGGGUGGUAUUGGAAGGUGAGGUAUGUAAACAGAUUGGAAUUUCUGUGGGAAAAUGUGAGGAAAAAAGAUAUUGAGAUACUUGAAUAUGUGUACGAAGAGGAAGAAGAAACGGAAUACCCGUCCACCCACCAUGGAUUAUGGGAUGGAGAGUGA
This is a messenger RNA of Fraxinus pennsylvanica, 306 nucleotides long. NCBI's taxonomy places the organism in Eukaryota, Viridiplantae, Streptophyta, Magnoliopsida, Lamiales, Oleaceae. The record is from the annotation of a GenBank genome assembly.